CCAGUUCUCACGGUCAGAUCACUGUAAAAUGUCUCGAUUAUCCUAUCACUAUGACUCAGUGAUAAGAAAUGAGUUUUUCCACGCAUCCGCAACUAUUUCAGGAGCAGUGCAGGCACUAAUGAUCGUAGAAGCUAUACAGACGGCACAGCUACACAUCCAUUAGGGGAAAGCGAGAGAAAGAGGAAGGAAAAGGAAGGCACGGGAUAUAGAGUGCCAUAAAACAGUCAGGUGGAGGGACCACUGAUCUGGUACGGGGGCAGAGGCCACGCAGAAAUUUUUAUAAAUAUAGGUAAGAUAGGAUUGAGAACUAGGAAAUAAGGAAGAAACGCAGAGGAAGUCAACCAAAAAGAGAUCCGCGACAAGAAAUAAGGAACACCCUCGAAAAGGAGGAUAGGAAUAGAAAAGAAUCGAGAAGGAACAAUCGGGAUCAAGAUCAUGGAAUGCACGGAAACUAAUAGACGGGCAACAAAAACGAUCGUGGCCCUGUUACCACAGAAUUAUCCGAUGGACCAACUGAAACCGCAGGACAUCCCGUCCUAUCAGAAAGCCCUACGACAAGUGAUCAAGAAGACGGAUGAGCAGCGAAUAGAUACACCCCCUGAAUUCUUAAAUCAUCAGAUAAAGAACGGUGGCAUGAUCGUUACAUGUGCCGGCGAUUACGACUCGUGGUGGCUCGGUAGACAUAUCGACGAAGUGAAGUUCAAAUAUAAACUCAAGGUAGACAGUCCGAUCGCUUUGGAAGAUAAAUUUCUAGUAGACGGUGAAGUUACCAAUUUAGAAAAUACCGGAGAUAAUAUUUUGCAUAAAAUCAGGAAUUUCAACCCGGACAUCAAGUUAACAGGUUGGAAAAUUAUUAAUGAAGAAAUGAACUAUGAAAAAAUGACGAGAAUUAUUACAUUCGAAAUGCCUAAUCGAUCGAUUAAAUGCUUGAGACGACUAAAAAACAGACUUCGCCUAGACGAAUAUGGGGUUGAUGGAAUUAACUUUGGUACAAUUCGUCCGGUAAUGAAAACCCAAUCGCCAUACGAAAGGUUAGAACCAUCGGGAAGCUCCCAGCAGGAAACAAUAUUUUCGAACACGCCGGACGAUAACGCGAAACCUAGUACGAGUGCUAAAAGAGAUAUCAUAGAUUCUGCACAAGCUAUUAAGCGGAGAAAAAUUAAUGAAUUCAUCGAGGAAGGAUUCGUGGACAAAUCAGACCAAGAGAAAAGGGAAAUCCUUAAAACAGUGCUCUAUGAUUUUAUUAAUGAAGGACUGGAAAAAGAAGAUAGUAAAAUGAGAAAAAAAAAUAGAUAAGAUAGAACGAAACGGAAGUUGUGUGCCACCUCCAUCGCAGUGAUUUAAUAUUAUUAAGUUCAAAAGUUUAUUGUUGAAUAAUUUAUCGAUAUUAAUUGAGUCCAUACAUAUAACGAUAAUUACACAUUUGUUUUCAUAUUCGCGUAUAUAACAUAUACAGAUAUAUCUGUUACUCUUGGAUAUUGUAUUCAUUUAUAGCUAAUAAAUUAUCAUAUUUACUUU
Ceratina calcarata is the source of this 1518-nucleotide messenger RNA. RefSeq lists its product as uncharacterized. NCBI's taxonomy places the organism in Eukaryota, Metazoa, Arthropoda, Insecta, Hymenoptera, Apidae. The coding region runs from base 436 to 1296 and encodes 286 amino acids. The transcript has 3 exons. The record is from RefSeq and is a predicted model, not a curated record.